Molecule: messenger RNA, 5459 nt
Organism: Schistosoma haematobium
Lineage: Eukaryota; Metazoa; Platyhelminthes; Trematoda; Strigeidida; Schistosomatidae
Product: ATP synthase F(0) complex subunit C2, mitochondrial
Exons: 3
Coding region: 602-970 (122 amino acids)
Biological process (GO): proton transmembrane transport; proton motive force-driven ATP synthesis
Molecular function (GO): proton transmembrane transporter activity
Source: RefSeq, a predicted model, not a curated record
CUUUCAUUUCGGUAAAUCAUUGAUACAUUCCACCAUUAAGCUACAUUUAGGAGGAUUUACUCAAGACAAAUAAGAAAGAGCUUGGAUAAAAAAAAUGCUGUGAAAUUUGUAACAGCUCCGUUCAAGAAGUUAUAGAAUUUUUUUCCUAGAAGCCAUAACGGUGGGAUCCUUUACCCUGCCUUAUAAAUAGAACUAAGUGUUUACUUUGAGUCAUUUAGUGCUGAUCGGGAUUGAUCUGAGUUUCAUCUCUUGAUCACUUCCAUUAGAAACCAAAUCGUUUUCCUGGAGAAAUAAGGGAGAGACCAUACCUUCGUAUAGCUAGAAACGCUAUUCUAAUAAGCAGACACAGAUUCAAAAAAAACAAAUAGCUCGACAGCUCUGCUCAACUACAUUCAAAGUACAAUUACGUUUAAGGACUUCUUAAGAAACACGUAUAAUAUUUUAUGACUUUACAAAGCAAAUUCACAGUAAAAGUUAGUAUUAAUUCAUAAAAGGAAGACUUAGUUAUCAUUCUUAAAAUUUCUUGUUUUAAUUUGUCGAGCCCAGAUCUCAUUGUUGGGGUCUGUUGUCUUGUUGCCGAGUUUCACGUUAGCGUUUGGGGAUGAUGCCAGUUACCUUAUUCAAUGCGGUCCUCAGACCCACACUUGUCAAUGUCAUGAAGACUUCAACUGUCAAAUUCUCUCCGACAGCUGUUUCAUGCAUUAUCCCCAAAAGCCACUUCCAUAUAUCUUCUGUCCGAAAAGAUAUUGAUCAAGCAGCCAAAUACAUUGGUGCUGGCGCGGCUACUGUUGGAUGUGCUGGAUCAGGCGCUGGUAUUGGAUCUGUAUUUGGAAGUUUGACUUUGGCAUACGCCAGAAAUCCUGGUCUAAAACAGCAACUAUUUACCUACGCUAUCCUUGGUUUCGCUCUGAGUGAGGCAAUGGGUCUGUUUUGCCUGGUAAUGGCUUUCCUCAUUUUGUAUGCUUUCUGAGGAUGCAUAUACCCUCAUGUACCUAGGCCUAUUUUCCAUCUCAACCAGACUUCUGGUCCAAAUAUGGAUAACUUGGAAGGAAAUCCCCUCUUCACAAGUGCUUGUCAGAAUUUGUUCAAUUCGCUGCAGAUUCUCCUAGCUUUUAAAGACAGGAAACGUAUCAAAUUUCCUGGACUCAAAAGUGUCAAUAACUUGUAUUCUUAAAUUUGUUUCUAAUAAGAAAGUUGUGCAUACUCAAAUCUUAAAAAAAAACACUUCAUUUAAUUCCAUGUAGUUUAUCUAUUCCCUCUCGCUAUAUACAUAUGGAGUUAUCGGUUGUUUCACUGUUUUCUUUUUUUAAAAAGAAACUUGUUGAAAUAUGUUGUACUGAGAAUCCUAUAUUGUACCAAAAGUAUAAUACUGAGCAAAGCCAAUGAUAAUAAUAAUCUGUAUGUUACUCAUCUCAGGUUGGCUUUCCAUAUGUCAAUCUUUGUAGAGAUCCUCUCGAUCUUUAGAAAAAUAACACCGACAAAAUGAAAUUCUACGCUCAAUUCUAAAUAAGGUCUAAAUGUAGUCGACUUGCAGCACAUACUAGACGCUGGCAUUAUGUUAUUAAGGUCAGUAUUUUCGUUAUAGACAAAGAAGAUAUCAUCCACUCAUCCCUUACAGAAAUGGAAACUUUCAAUUGUUGAUCAAAGAUUAGUAUUCUGUAGAUUGGCUUCGAAAUAGUUUACUAAGAGCGGACCCAGCGGAGAUGCCAUAACAAGAUCAAUUUUGUUGUAGAAUUCAUCGUUAAAUUUGAAUUGUACAUUAAAAGGGCAAAAUAGUAGUUCUUUAAAAUGACAUUUUGGGGAUACAAAUGUUGAUGCUGUUAUUCCUAGUUUAUUUACAUAAGAAAUAAAUUGUCUCUGUGAGGGAGACAUUCAUGAAGAAAGACGCAACAACCAAUAAUAUCAUUUCCUUCCCAGAUACAUUAAUAUAACCUAUUGAAUCAAAGAAAGGAACAGAAAAAGGUUUUAUGUCUACUGUUCUAAUUUGUGCCUGGUCGAAUAAUCUCCACCAACCGCUUGAUAGUUGCAUGGUAUGGGAAGUUAUUCAUGUCUAUUAUGAAACUAGAAGGUGUGUGUUUCCUGUGUGCCUUAAACAAAUCACACAGUUGUGGAACGACUGAUCGAGACGGUUUAAAUUGUUCAUAGAGGCCUCCAUCAAUGAAAUCCUGUAGAGUUUUUGUUAACUUCCGUCCUACUUGUUCACUAUCAUCUUUCUGAAUUUUUUCUAUCGAAAGCUCUUUGUUACUAGAUAGAACAAAGGGUACUUUGAAAUGUAGUCAUUACGAUUCCUCAGAACAACCUAAUCUGCGUUGGUGCCUGUUAGCCCUCGUAGAGCAUAGGCCACUCACCAGGAUUCUCCAACCUCCUCUAUCCUGGGCUUUCCUUUCUAGUUGUUCCCGAGCGCCAGUUAUCCUUUUGAUGUCUGUCCUCAAUUCCCUAUGCUAUGUAUUUCUUAGUCUUUCACUUUUCUUUUUACUUUGAGAAUUUCAAGUUAAUAUUUGCAUAGUGAUGCAGCUUGAUGAUUUCCGUAAUAUUUGUUCUAUCCAAAAAUGCUAGUACCUUGAUCUGAGCGAUUUAUUACUAAACCUUUAUUUUUCAAUGGACCAAAUAGUUAGGAUUUAUGCUUAGCUUAAUUAAGACACAGAGUCAAAAAGAAAUUUUUCACUGAAUUAUUUUAAUUUUAUAUUCAAAUGAGACAAUCAGUUUCUUUGAUUAUCAUUUCGAGUGUCUAUGACUAAUCUCGUAAAAUGAUCCCGAUCUCGAUAAUCUUAAUAAUUUCUACUCAAUCCAAUACAAAUAAACAUUCAUCAGAGAAACAUUGAUUAAGCAGAAGGGAUAUGUAGCAUGUAUAAACUAGAAGAAGGAUUACUAAGCAUUAAAAAAUACUGAGUAAACAACCUCUAUUCUCAAAGUUUGUAGGUGAAUAGAAGAAAACAGAGCAAAUAAUCUAAGGAAACUACGAUCAUUAGAAAAUUACAAACAUUGCUAUCCACAUUCUUUUUAACCUAAUAUAAAAAUCGGGGUAUAUAAAUCACCAAAAUGUAAAAAGGAAAAACCCAGUUAACUUUGCUUAUGUAUAGAACAAAUCUCACGGAAAAUCGUUCUGUAGUAAGAAUAAUCAAACGGGUGAUUAGGAUGUAUGAUACGCUGACAUAUGUAACUACGUUUUUUUAGGUAAAUUAAUAAUGUAAUUGUAAAAUAAAAGAUUAGAUAAAGUGUUAGGGAGCUUGUAAACUAGGAUUUUGUUAAAAUUAUAAGAGCACCAUCAGGUCAAUAAUUAAAUGCCUUUAUACUGUCCAUUCAUUGUUUGUCAAACUGUAACAUCAGAGUUCGACAACGAAGUUAUAUGUACUGGGAUAUAAAACAUAUAAAUAAGUACUUGUGUGCAUUUUAUCUUAGCCUCACUAUAAAUAAAUCUUUAUCUAUUUUAUUCAAUACAAAUCUAUUCAAAAUGAACAUUAACCUAUUGGCUCACUCAGAUUUUUUUUACUAUACAUAGUUACAGUUAAAGCGAACCAUGCGUUCUGGUUUUCACUAAUAGUCACAAUCCAACAUUUGAUUAAGUGGCAACAUCGAAACCAUCCGCUCAGGUUGCACAUUUAUCAACAGGGAGUGAUCAUUUACCGUUCUUAAUUUCAACAAUGAGAAAUCAGGAAUUCUUGCAAAUGAAUUUAUACACUUUGAACAAAUCAAGAGUUAUCUCGACUCAGAGGCUCAGUGGUUAGCACAUUCUGUUUUGAAACAUUAGUUAUUGAAUUUGCAUCUUAGUGUAAGCAUCGAAAUUGGGAUACAGAUACAUUCAACUGAUGAGUCCUCAUUAGAAGAGAAGAGCGUUCUAGAUUUCAUUGUUAAUCAUAAUCUAACUUAUUAAGAACUAAUGACAUAGUUUAAAUUAAUAAGUGAGUAUGUUUACUCAGCUAUCCUUUUACUUGUGAAUAAAUUCAUGUAAGGCUUUGUAUCAUUUCUAUUCUAUACAGCUACCUCUUAUUCGGUGUUCUGUAAUUAGUCUUGGAAAUAUCUAAGCGUUCAUUCAAUUGAUUAGUAGUCAGCAUCGGAAUUGUGAUUUACUGAAGAGGCCAGAAUCCUUAGGUGUUGUACAAAUCAUUACUUUGAAAAGAUAACAUAUUAUAAAAUCAAUGUAAAUAAUUCUAAAUAAAUGUGUUCUCAUUUGAUAAAAUAAUAAGCGAAUUUUUGCAUUACCCAUCCACUAAGCUCGGUAAAUGAUUCAUUCAGAAAAUUAUUUCCCUAUAGUCAGGUGGAGCUGACACAAGUUUAACUGUCAAUAAUAUUUGGUAAAUACGAUAUCACUUUCAAAAUUUAGUGCACAUUAAUCAUUCUUCACAAUGAGUACCCUUCAGCUUGUAGGUGUUAUUAUAAGUAUAACACCUCACAGGUCUCCAAUUUGGAAUCUAAUGUUAGUCAAUUAACAAGUAUAAAUAACAAACCUGUACAUUUAUUGAGACCACGAAUCGAUUGAAGGUAGACAAUCAUUUAAAAGAUUGAGGCACUGGACAGCCGUUUCGUUCUAUUAUGAAACUACUCAGCAGUGAUCAUAUACGACCACGCAGACAGAAAUCGGACCUAGGACCUCUGGCUCAUGGUUAUAAUGAAACUCAAAAAUCUCCAUAACUCUAUGCUGACAAACUUGUAAUUACCAGUGAUUAAAGCUGAAGUAGAUUUCUUGAUGUUUAAGAAUAAUACUGUAACCCGUAGAGAUGACUAGGUGGAGAAAGAGUUAUUUUAUGUAUCCACUGAAGAUACUGAAUAAUACAUAAGCUAUGUUAAAAAACUGAUAGAAAUGGGAGACUUGAGUCAUUAUAUUCCGAAUCAGUGUCUAACUCAGUUCGUAUACUCCACGAAUACUAAAAGUCAAAUAGAUUUCUGAUAAAGUUAUCUAUACAUAAUACUGAGAAAAUCCAAAAAAUUUAUAAAGCAAUUUCACAGUAUUCUUUGAAUAUCAUUGUCCAUAUGGAAUGCUUUAUUUCUGUGUGGAAAUUUAGUAGCACACAUUUCGAAUAAUUUCGAUAACAAAUUUGAAUAAAUAAUUUAUGAAUGAUUGAAUUCGUGAGUCAAUUAAAGCUAGAUCACCAUGGAAAACCUGGAAGCACUGAACGGCCGUUUCAUCCUAAUACGGGACCCCUCAGUAGGGCGCAUCCACGGUCCCGCACCCCGCGAGAUUCGAACCCUGGAUCUAUAAGUCUUGAGCCAGGCGCUUAACCAACUAGACCUCUGAGCCGGCAUCCAAUUGUGGUAAUGUCUAACCUCAACUAAUCCACGAAAUUGCGUGACCAUCUUCCAUUGUACUGAGGUAGACAUCUGUUUUUAUCCGAAACAGCCGCCCAGUGCUUCCAGGUUUUCCAUGGUGAUCUAGCUUCAAUUGACUCAUGAUUCCAAUCAAAAUCUUAACAAUCUCUACAACACCUAAACUGAUAUUUAUCUUUGUAUAAUAUAUUUCUAAC